Molecule: messenger RNA, 918 nt
Organism: Ostrea edulis (European flat oyster)
Lineage: Eukaryota; Metazoa; Mollusca; Bivalvia; Ostreida; Ostreidae
Product: heavy metal-binding protein HIP-like
Exons: 2
Coding region: 158-895 (245 amino acids)
Molecular function (GO): protein binding
Source: RefSeq, a predicted model, not a curated record
AACGAGAUCAGGUACUAUCAACUACACACAAGUCAUAAGCUGAGACUUGUCAUGCAUAUUUGGGUAUGAAAGUCUUGGGUCUAAUUUUUUUUUUUUUUUUUUUUGGUUGUGCUCAUCAGUGAAAAGUCAAUUAACAACGCAGGAAAUACGAAAUGUAAUGAAAGAGUUGGAAGAGGGGAGAAAUGAGAGCUCGGUCUACUCUGGAGAGAGGGAGAACCGUUUGUUGUGGGAAGAGGUGGUUUCCCUCAGAAGAGCCCAGAGUCGUUUGGAGGCUGACCUGAAGCAUAUGCAGACCAAAAUAAAGGAAUUAUCGGAUGAAAACGCAUGUCCCAAGCAGAAAAUUGAUGAACUUUAUGAAGAAAAACUGGAACUAAAAAGCUCGACCAGUGAUGUGGACGGCGAAGCCGCUGUUGACCAUCCUGAAGAAACCGUGCGUCCUGCAAGAGCUAAAUCGUUACGCUUUCUCGUAAACUCCGUAGUUCUUUCACCUAAUCCGAUCGCAUUCUCCGUCCGACUGACACACAACAUCGCCAAUCCACUCGACAACGACAUAUUUCUCUUCGACUAUCUGGUUAUCAAUUCUGGAAAUGCCUACAACAAAAACAAUGGGAUGUUCACGGCACCACUCAAAGGGAUCUACGCUUUCUCCUCCUCCAUACUCACUUCGGCGGGCAAAUAUGAAGAAGUAAUGAUCGUGCGCAAUGUGGUUAAUUUCUGCAAUGUAUUCUCUGGCGACAUGGAUUUCUGGGGCCCUGGAUUCAACAUGGCUAUCACAGAGCUAGAAGUUGGAGACGCUGUUUGGGUCAAAGUUCACGGUCAAUUCCAUGCCACUGGUACCACAAUUAAUGGUGGCUGGACAACGUUUUCGGGAUUUUUAUUGUACGAGACUGAAUAAAAUUUCCGGAUUAAUUAAAUAAA